Messenger RNA from Trichosurus vulpecula (common brushtail), 930 nucleotides. RefSeq names its product ORAI calcium release-activated calcium modulator 2 (gene ORAI2). Bases 76 to 846 code for a protein of 256 amino acids. Gene Ontology annotation, molecular function: store-operated calcium channel activity. Gene Ontology annotation, biological process: store-operated calcium entry. Lineage: Eukaryota; Metazoa; Chordata; Mammalia; Diprotodontia; Phalangeridae. The record is from RefSeq and is a predicted model, not a curated record. The transcript is spliced from 3 exons. Gene Ontology annotation, cellular component: membrane.
GUCCCGGGGGCUCCCGCAGCCGUCAGAACCCCCCACCUGGACGACCAGCUACGGAGAGCUCGCUUUGCUUCCAUCAUGAGUGCAGAGCUCAAUGUCCCUGUAGACCCUUCCCCACCUACUUGCUCCGAACCAGGUAAUAAAGGGAUGGAUUAUCGGGACUGGGUUCGUCGCAGCUACCUGGAAUUGGUCACUUCUAAUCAUCAUUCAGUUCAAGCCCUUUCUUGGAGGAAGCUCUACCUGAGCAGGGCCAAGCUCAAAGCUUCCAGCCGGACUUCUGCCUUACUGUCUGGAUUCGCCAUGGUGGCCAUGGUGGAGGUGCAGCUGGAGAUGCAGUACCAGUACCCCCAGAUGCUCCUGAUUGCCUUCAGCGCCUGUACCACGGUGCUGGUGGCGGUCCACCUCUUCGCCCUCCUCAUCAGCACCUGCAUCCUGCCCAAUGUGGAAGCCGUGAGCAACAUUCACAAUUUGAACUCCAUCAGUGAGUCCCCCCAUGAGCGCAUGCACCCCUACAUCGAGUUGGCCUGGGGCUUCUCCACCGUUUUGGGGAUCCUCCUCUUCUUGGCAGAGGUGGUGCUCCUGUGCUGGAUCAAAUUCCUUCCUGUGGACUCAAGUGUGAAAGAUGGGCCCAACUCCAAGCCAGGGCCAACUAGCCACACAGGUUGGCAGGCUGCCCUGGUGUCCACCAUCAUUAUGGUGCCAGUGGGCCUCAUCUUUGUCGUGUUCACCAUUCACUUCUAUCGUUCCUUGGUCCGACACAAAACAGAGCGUCAUAAUCGGGAGAUAGAGGAACUUCACAAACUGAAAGUCCAGUUGGACGGCCAUGAGAGGAGCUUGCAGGUUGUGUGAGUAGCUGGACAUGCUGGGGGGAGGGGGGAUGUCCUUGUCAAGGACAAAGAAGCUGGAAAUAAAACAGAAGUUUUGUUCACAGGA